GAGUCCUCCCGGCCACUGGAGGCACUGCGGACCAGCUCCUCAGCCUGCGGUUGAAACGGAAAAUUCUGGAAACGCGCAGCAAAUCAAUCUGUGGAAAAGGAAGCGUUUGAUGUUCCAGGUUGGGGACCCUUCAUGCGGUGAAUCGCCUCGAACGGCCAGCUGGAUGCUGUUCCGCGCGGCUGGCGAUGUAAUAGGUCUUCGGGCCUCUGGCGGCGCUGCCACCGAGUUUCUCCCAGCCGGUGGGGGUGUAGUGAUACCUCCCGCACGCUGGCGGCGCUGCAGACACUCGGCCUGUGUGCGUGUGGGUGUAGUGAUACCUCCCACUCACUAGAGGCGAAGCGACAUUCCUCUCCGGAGUUGGGUGUAAUGACACCUUUCGACCGCCAGCAGCGCUGCGACCCCCCCUUUCCCUCCGACAUAGAGCUUCAGUGAUAGCGCCCGUGCAAAAGUGCAGCUACGACCCACCUCUCUAGCGUGGGAGGGGUUGCGACCCUCCUCUCCGGCUUGGAGGGGGAGCAGUGAGGGUGCAGUGAUAGCGCCCGUGCAAAAGUGCAGCUGCGACCCUCCUCCCGGGCGAGGGGUUGCAGUGAUACCUCCCGUGCGGAGGUGGAGCUGCGACCCUCCUCUCGGGCGAGGGGGUGCAGUGAUACCUCCCGUGCGGAGGUGGAGCUGCGACCCUCCUCUCGGGCGAGGGGGUGCAGUGAUACCUCCCGUGCGGAGGUGGAGCUGCGACCCCCUCUUCCCCGGAAGCGGGGCCCCCCAAAACACCACGGCCUUAGAGACUGAGAGGGAGCGGAGCAGCGGCAUGGAGUUGGAAUUCGAGCUGGAGAUGUUGCAGGAGUAGCCAUGGCGGAGGAGAAUGCCCCUCAGCUGGCCGACUACUUCGUGGUUGCAGGGCUGACGGAGGGCUCAAAGCCUCUGGAGGAGGGCGGCCACCGGCUGGCCCGCCCGCUGGAACCUAUCUCCGACGUGGCCGUCAUCAUCCGAUCGCUGGGAGAGGAGGUGCCCGAGGGCUUCACCUGCAUCGAGACCACGCCCAGCGGCCAGCCCGCCGACCUCAGCUCCGGCCUUCUCACCCCCUCCCACAUGUACCUGUGCUACAAGCGGGGGCGAGGCAAGGCCCCGCUCAUCGACCUCGGGGUGCUGUGCGAGGGGAAGGAGAGACUGAAGCCGGGGUGUCGGACCAUCGAAACCACCCCGUACAGCCGGCCAGCGUACAUCAGCGGCGGGGGGGCCAGCCUGCAGCCCCGUACCUUCCUCACUUACCGCCGGGCCUCUGACUGCCAAUCGCACAGCGGCCUGGCCGUCACCGACGUCUGCCUCAUCGUGCCCAGCAAGGGAGAGGUGCCCCCACACACCUACUGCAAGGUGGACAGGAACCUCAACGCUGGCAUGUGGGGACCUGCCAUCUACCUGUGCUACAAGAAGGCCAUGGCCAAGGGCACGGCUCUGACCUACGAGGCAGGACUGGUCAGCAGAUACCCUGAGACUGAUAGUGAGUCCUUCCCUCUGCCACAGACGGUGCCCAUCUUCUGCCUUCCCAUGGGGGUCACCAUCGAAAGCUGGCCUGCCCAGCCCAAGUACCAGCUCCCCGUCUUCUCCACGUUCGUACUGACCGCUGCCACUGGAGUCAAGGUGUACGGCGCCGCCAUCCAGUUCUACGAGUCGUACGCGCCGGACAAGCUGACGGAAAAGCAGCGUCUUAGCCUGGGGCUCCUGAGCCUGAUCGAUCGCCGACCCAUCCUCUCUAAGUCUGUGCAGGCCAAGAAGAGCAUCUGCGUCCUGUCCCACUGGCCCUUCUUUGACGUGUUCCAGAAGUUUCUCACCUUCGUGUACCGCUACUCCGUCUCUGGGCCACACGUCCUUCCCAUCGAGAAGCACAUCUCGAACUUCUUGCACAACGUUCCCUUCCCCUCACCUCAGCGACCCCGCAUCCUCGUCCAGCUCUCUCCCUACGACAACCUGCUGAUCUGCCAGCCAGUGACCUCACCCCUCCACCUCAGCGGGGCCAGUUACCUGAACCUUCUGCAGAACCUGGCUCCAGAGAACACGGUCGCCCUGCUGCUUGCCCUCCUCACUGAGCAGAAACUCCUGCUGCACUCGCUGCGGCCAGCGGUGCUGACCAGCGUCUGCGAGGCUCUCGUCUCGAUGAUCUUCCCAUUCCACUGGCAGUGUCCCUACAUUCCCCUAUGCCCGCUGACCCUGGCCGACGUGCUCAGCGCCCCUGUCCCCUUCAUCGUGGGCGUCCACUCCAGCUACUUCGAGCUUUACGAGCUGCCCCCGGACGUCGUCUGCGUCGACCUGGACACCAACACCAUCUCGCAGAAUGAAGACAAGAGGAGUGUGACCGUGAAGUCUCUGCCCCGCAAACCCUGCAAGGUCCUGCUCAGCUCCCUAGACCGCCUCUACCAGCAGCUCGACCAACUGUACAAGCCGGCAGAGGAGGCGACUCUGGAGUAUCUGCUGACGGAUUACGACCUGAUCUACGGCCGCAGGAAGCAGCUGGAGCUGGAGAUCCAGGAGGCUUUUCUCCGCUUUAUGGCCUGCACUCUGAAGGGCUACCGAUCCUACCUGAUGCCCAUCACUCAGGCUCCCUCAGAGACCACCACAGAUGCUAACUCCCUCUUCAACCUACAGGGGUUCCUCAAGAGUCGCGACCGCGCCAGCCUCAAGUUCUACACACUGCUGACCAGGACUCAGCUCUUCAGCCAGUUCAUCGAGGAGUGCUCCUUCGUCAGCGACCGGCACUCCAGCCUCGAGUUCUUUGACGGAUGCGUUGAGAAGGUGGAUGUGGAGAAGAUGGACGCCGCCCGCCUCAUUGAGUUGGAUGAAUCACAGCGGAGCGAGCACACCGUCUUCAUCAUGCCUCCCGAGGUGCUCCAGACUCCCGACAGCCAGGAUCCGCCUCAGCUGUACAGCUACGAUGGGUUUCCCCUGCUCCGGCCCGAGCUGUUCGACGAGCCGCAGGAGCUUCCGAAGAGCCAGCAUGGUUACAGCCAGCCCCGGAGCAGCGCCCCCAGCAGCCCUGCCCCCCGGAGGACAAAGCAGGAGAUUAAGCUGGCGCAGAAGGUUGCACUGAAGUACUCUGUGAUACCCGAGAUGUGGGCCAAGUAUCUCCUGGGCCAGUGCUACGCCCUGUGGUUUAUCUACCUCCCUACCCUGGUCCGAGCCAAUCAGCUGAAAAUCCGAGCCCUUCACACCGCCUACGACGUGCUGAAGAAGAUGGAGGCCAAGAAGGUGGUCCUGCCUGAUGAGGUGUGUCACCGGAUGCUGAUGCAGUUGUGUGGGCAAUACGGGGAGCCAGUGUUGGCUGUCCGUGUACUGCACGAGAUGAAGAAAGCUGGAAUCAUCCCCAACGCCGUCACCUACGGAUACUACAACAAGGCGGUGCUGGAGAGUAAGUGGCCGUCCCGCAGUCAGGGGGGGCGCCUGAGGUGGGCAAAACUCCGCAACGUCAUCAUAGCAACGGCCCAGUUCCGCCGGCCCCUCCGGGAGCGACAGGGACAGCUGGUGGCAGGGACUGUGCGGGAUAGAUCCCGGGAGGAGGGUGUGAAGGCUGCACCCCGGGCCACACUGCAGAGACACACCACCUGGUCAGGCAGCAGUGGCAGCCUGGACUGGGAAGUACAUUCCCCUCCCCUGGUAAAGAGCAGGAGCACCAGCUGUGCCAGGACCAAGAGCAGCCCUCUCUCCCAGGACCGGACCCCUGGCUCUGCUUCCCCCAACUGGGCUGGGCGUCUGGUCAGCAGGGUCAGCCGUGCCUCGUCUCGGGACCGUCUGCCCAAUGGGCCAUCCAGAGCUGGCCUCCGGGCUCCGUUCACCAGUCCCCGUCGUCUCAAGCCACCCAAGGGCGCCUCCCCCGCGUCCCAAACAGAAGAUCUGUCUCCCGAGGGUGGGGGCCAGUGGUCGGACGUCCGGCCUGGCCGGAGGGGGGGCAGUGGGCUGGAUGAGAACUCCAACAACGUCCGGCUGACUGGCCGCGGACUCUCCCGGAAGAUCCAAAGCCUGCUGACCGCCUCGUCCAACCGGAGGCCAGCGCAGGCCCCAGCCGGAGCGCUCGGCCGCUCCUCUUCCCUGGCACGGCAGACCGGCUCAGCGGAGAGACUGGGGCCGCAGGCAGCAAGAGACACGGACAGCGAGGAUCGGGUGUCAGCGACCGACCGUGAAUCCACUGACUUGGACUCGUCGAGCUCUGACCUGCGAGAGAUGGCGGACUCGCGAUCCAGAACAUCCUCCUGCAGCCUGCAGACAUCCACCGUCGAGGUGCUGCUGUCGAGCUGCUCGCGCUGUACGAGCUGUGCCUCGCUGGUCUACGACGAGGAGAUCAUGGCUGGCUGGGCGGCGGAUGACUCCAACCUCAACACCAGCUGCCCCUCCUGCUCUUCCUCCUUCGUCCCUCUGCUCAGUGUCGAAGUACAUGAACCUCAGAUCCCGACAGCCAGUUCGCGGGAAGGCUCGGUGAGUGGCGCCAGCGUCCCCCUGUCCCUGACCGACCACUCGGGGAGCAACACUCAGUCGCCCGUCUUGAGUGACCGCGGUCACAUCCUCAGCGAGGAAGAGCCUGUGAUGGAGGGUACCGGCCGGUGGAGCAGCAUGUCGAGCUGGUUGGGGUGCGGCAGUGGGGAGCUGGAGCCGGAGCGGGUGAAGGUGGCCUACGUUAGCCCCCUGGUUCUGCGCAAGGAGGUGGAGAGCCUGCUGGAAAAUGAGGGUGACUCAGUGCUGUCGCAGGUUGAACUCAUCGACAACCAUCCCAUCAUCUUCUGGAACCUGGUCUGGUACUUCCAGCGGCUCGAGCUGCCGCACCACCUGCUGCGACUGGUGCUGACCUCGCGCCACGCCCGCGCCACGCCACAGGAGCCCCCGGUCUGGGUGUGCAGUAACGUGAUGCUCCGUGUUCGCACCCUGUGGGACGUCCUGACCGUUGACCCGGACCAUUGCCCCCCACUCUAUGUCCUCUGGAGGAUGUACAGUCAGAUCCCACAGCACCGGUGGAGGACAGUGCAGCAUCCUGUCACGCUCAGCUACCUGGAGGAUGUGGUCACUCAUGUGGGGCUGAAUGAAGUGCACAAGGCCAUCAGCCUGAUCCGGGACACGCCACGCCUUCAGGAAGCUGGUUCUCCACAGCAGAGGAGCCUGUACAGAGAGAUCCUGUUCCUGACCAUGGCUGCCAUCGGCAAGGACAACAUGAAUGUUGCUGCUUUCGACAAGAAGUACCAGACGGCCUGUGCUCGCCUGGCCAGUUCCCUGAGCCAGGAGCAGCUGAAACGGGAGCGUAUCCUACCUCCCAGCAUCAAGGCCAUCGACUGCCGGAAAACCUUCGGAGCACUGCUGGAAUGUUGAAGUGAUGAUCUCAGGAAAAGGCUGGCAUGCAGGAGGCAGGGGAUUGUAGAGUGUCAGAGAGUGGGAACAGACACCACUCCCUGUCUGCUGUGUCUGUGUGUGUCUGUCUAUAUAAUAUACUGUAUAUAUUUAUAUGUUAUAUUUUCUUGUGAGCCUAAUCAGAAUUGCACUGUGGGGGUUGUAACUGAGUCGCAUCCUGUAAAUAUCAAAAUAUUUAACCCUGCACAGCGUGAUGCAGGGAGUAGGAGACGAAAGAAAUAGAGAGAGAAAGAGUUAGUUAGUGGGCUGCAGGAAGCUCGGAGAAAGUAUUUUUUUCUUAUCUAGUUUGUGAAGCUGUGUGUGUGAGAGAGCAUUAACAGUGUGUGUGUGUGUGAGAGAGCAUUAACACUCUGUGUGAGAGAGCAUUAACACUGUGUGUGUGUGUGUGAGAGAGCAUUAACACUGUGUGUGUGUGUGAGAGAGCAUUAACACUGUGUGUGUGUGUGUGAGAGAGAGCAUUAACACUGUGUGUGUGUGUGAGAGAGCAUUAACACUGUGUGUGUGUGUGAGAGAGCAUUAACACUGUGUGUGCGCACACGCG
Molecule: messenger RNA, 5920 nt
Organism: Mobula hypostoma (lesser devil ray)
Lineage: Eukaryota; Metazoa; Chordata; Chondrichthyes; Myliobatiformes; Myliobatidae
Product: DENN domain-containing protein 4B-like
Exons: 27
Coding region: 847-5340 (1497 amino acids)
Biological process (GO): regulation of Rab protein signal transduction
Cellular component (GO): cytoplasmic vesicle
Molecular function (GO): protein binding
Source: RefSeq, a predicted model, not a curated record